Messenger RNA from Echinostoma caproni, 1143 nucleotides. The record is from the annotation of a GenBank genome assembly. NCBI's taxonomy places the organism in Eukaryota, Metazoa, Platyhelminthes, Trematoda, Plagiorchiida, Echinostomatidae.
AUGAUGUUAUUCUAUGUAGGGAUUUUUCUAGAAAUACGUCUCAAAGAGUUCGGUAGUGAAAGCAUCGAGGUAAUUGAUUACGGUCUUGGAAUCCCCGAGGCACAAUUCGAAGGGAUAACGAAAAAACACUGCACUUCGAAAUUACGGGAGUUUGAAGAUUUGGCAAAGGUGGCAACCUUCGGUUUUCGUGGUGAGGCACUUUCCUCGCUCUGCCAACUUGCAGAGAAAGUAUUGGUUGUUUCCAAUGGAGCGUCCGCUUCACUCAGAGACAAUAUUGCAGCAGUAUUUGGGCAAAAUCAACUAAACAGCUUGAUCCCACUAACCGAAGUGAUCACAAUUCCGAAUGAUUUGCUCGAGGAGUUCAACAUCAAGUCUUCCGACGACCUCGAACAUAUUCAACUUCGUGGUUUCAUCAGCAAACCGCCGGGAACGCAGGCCACAUCGGAUUCCUGUUCUCCCAGUCAACGAAAUAGUCCAAAAGUUGGUAGUUCGACCACCGCUAGCCAUGGCCGUUCCAGCUCCGAUCGUCAGUUCGUCUAUGUGAACAAUCGUCCGUGUGAUUUGCCUAAGAUAACUCGUCUGGUUACUGAUCUGUGGCGUCGAUGUUCUCGGGAAGCACUUAGCCUCACCUCAUCCGGAAUGCGAAUGCCAAUCCAGAGCGCUUGCUCUCAGUAUCCGGUUUUUGUACUUCGCUUUGAAGUUCCUUCAGCCAGUGUUGACGUGAACCUCACUCCGGACAAGCGGAUGCUGCUGUUGCGCAACGAGAAACACGUUCUAGCUCUGACAAAGGCUGUCUUGCUACAGUCGUUGUACGAAUCUACCGGCGUGGAUUUGAUCUCGUUAGCACGUCAACCAUCCCCGCUGGACGUGACCACCAUCCAGAUUGUGGAUCUGCCCGUCGAUAGUCAAGUGCGUAUCAGUUAUUGUUUCUGUUCUAUAUUAACUUUAGAAAUGUAUCGUUUUUUAGCAUACACAUACACACACGGAAACUAUACUUACAUGCCAGAAGCUGUAACUAUGCGUCACAGAAAGCACACAGGUGUGCGGGGGAAUGCGGAAAAAUGCUUGUGUAUCGAGAACUGCCGUCAGAAAAUCAAUAUCGGUCAGAUAGUCUUCCGUUACCAACACGUUUCCCAUAUGUGA